AUGAAAGCAACGGUUUCAAGAAGGAUCAAUCAUCCGAUUGAAUGCGAUCAAAAAGUUAUCGUUGGUACCACAGAAGCUGAUUUCAAUUUCAAAUUGAACUUCUUAGUUCUUUUUGUCAACACAUUUUGUGAGUCAACAUCAAUGGGAAGAUGCAACCUGUUUCCUUUGAGUUAUAUUUCAAGAAAAACAGAUAUCAGCAACAUAGAUUGGUGCAGCUAUGUUUUGGACUGUCUUGUCAGAACAAUGAACUCAUACAUACCAUACUCAGAUAACAGCUACUUUGUUGGACCUUUAGCUUUCUUGGUGUUGUUCUAUGCUGAUAACAUCCACUCAGAAGCUUUAAUAGUAACACGUAAACGUCCAACAAUUUGUUAUUGGAGUUCAGAGAAAAUUAGAUAUCGAGAGACAUUUGAACAAGAAGAAGGUAGAUUUGGACUUGGAGAAUUAAAUGAAGAAUUUGUUAAUGAACAAGAUGAAGGAGAUACAGAUCUUGAAGACAGUGAUUCUCAUAAAGAUGAAUAUCAUUCUGUUAAGGCAUAUGAAUCAAAAAUAUCUAAAAUUCUUAAUAGUUUUGAGAAGAUGAAAGAAAAGCUGAAUUCAAAUCUCAAUGAUGCGAUAACAAAGUUCCCUGAAAAGGAAAGUUUUAGGAUUUUCAAAGAAAAGAUGACAAAAACUAAUGUUGGAGAAAAAACUGAAAGCACACACUUUUUGAAUUUCCAAAUAAUGAAACUGGAGUUGAAGAAACGUGAAGAAGAAAAUGAUAAUGAUGGAAGUCAACCGGAAGUGGAUUACUUGCUUGAUUCAAAUGAAGCAGAGAAUGAAUCAAUAAAGAAUGAUGGAGAUAAGAAUCAAAAAGAUGGUGAAACUGAAGUAAAAGAGAAAGAUGGAAAGAACAAUGAAAAUGAUAAUGAUGUAGAGAAAAAAGAUGAUGAUGCUGAAGAAACAAAUAAUCAUGAAGAGACUAUUCAACAAACUGAAAUGAAAAUUUGUUGGAUAAAGUUGUUGACAACAUUGUGGUAA
This is a messenger RNA of Lactuca virosa, 1020 nucleotides long. NCBI's taxonomy places the organism in Eukaryota, Viridiplantae, Streptophyta, Magnoliopsida, Asterales, Asteraceae. The record is from the annotation of a GenBank genome assembly.